UGGCCUUUCAAACAGACUGGGAACGACUUAAAUCUAAAAUGGCCGACGGAAGACAAAAAACGUUCGUAUUUCUAAAAAACUAAUUUAAGAGCACUGUGAAAAAAAAAACAGAUUUGCACAAGACUCAUCGUUAAGCUAUAAACCCGCGUGCCAAGAAAAAUUGAUUGAUUGAUCUUCGAAUUGAUCAAUCUAUUACUGUAUGAACGGCAUCUAUGAUGUCUUGCAAGUAGAAGAAUAAUAGCUUGCCCUAACUUGACAAAGGCGAUAUGUUCUCUAUGAGAUGAAUAUCACGAGCUCAAGAUACGGGACAUUUGAAGCGAGUUUGGAGAGAAGAGCCUCGGAGAUCCACUCGAUAGACGAGCAAGGAUUCGAUGGCGAUGCCGUCAGCGAGAUCAACUUCAGUGGCAGCUUUGUUCAAUCCCAGGACCCAAUAGUCAAGCGACAAGACUUGCUCAUACAAAAUAGACUUCCUUUAUUGUACAGAAGCAUUCUUGUUUGGUUAGAAGACAAGGGAAACCUAGGGAUCUUGAUAACAUUACACAUAGCAAUUAUUGGAGUGUUCAUGUUGACUCUGACUGCAAAGAAAACGGUAUUCAGAGUAAUUGCACAAAAUUUAGUCUCAUGUGGUAUUCUCGGCAUGGCUGGGGGCAUGACUAACUGGCUGGCUUUAAAAUUCAUCUUUAUUAGGAUCCCAGGAGUGUAUGGCUCAGGGGUAUUUGAGAACUGCUCUGAUGAGAUUAUAAAGACAUUUAGACGGAUAGUCAUAAACAUAUUUUUGGAACAGUCAUUCUUAGAGCACUUUAUAGAACAAAAACUACCACAGCUAAUGGUGGCAAUUAACAUUGAGGGCCAGUUAAGACAUGUAUUGGAGUCACAGACUGUGGAACUUAUGAUCAACAGGGAGUUACAUGCCUUGUCUAUCUCUGCUGAAGGGCAGCUUUUAUCAAUGGCUGGAAUACGAACUUCUGCUUUGAGACCAUUAUUAAGACCAAUGUUGAUGGAAAUGAUGGCAGAUAUUAUACCUGAGAAAUUGGAAAACUUAUAUACUUCAGAAAAGAGAAACACAGCAGUGCUGCUCAGACAAGAAAUAACAAGAUACCUAGACCGUCGUAGAAGCGAGCAACACACAAAGGAGGUGUCACACUUUGUGAAGCUGAUCUUGUACAAGCAUCUAAGCUGGUUGGUUAUCUUAGGAUGUGGUGCUGGUGUCCUCAUGGGUGUCAUAUCACAGAUUACUCAAGUGGGCAAAUUAAUUUAGGAAAUUCUGAUCUUGUAUGUAGGCAUUUUGACUGGUUGGUUGUUUAAGAGUAUGGGGCUAAGUAAAGACAAUUGACAAAUUAAAGUAGGAAGUUAUAAAUAAUCCUUAGAUGUGGGAUAUUUAGAAAUUUUACUGGUGGAAACAUUAAGUCAUGAAUUUUGGGAAUGGCUCUUUAUCAUCUUUGGCCCAUACAAAAGAAACCAAUUACCGGCAGUCUCAGAUCACAAGAAAUUGUUUAAGUUAACCCAUUGGAUAGAACUUUUAUUUUAUCAGCCUGCUGAAGUGAAUUCAAUUUUAGGUACCUUCAUUAAGUUAGAAUGACAACAAUGUGGAAGACGACAGCAACAACCUUAGAAUUGAAUCAAGAAUUUAAAUAGCAUUUUAUCCAUUUUCAACAAACCACAAAGCUCUGCGAUCCAUUAAGGGAUGUAAAACUGUGUUUUACUAUUGUUGAAAUGAAAACCUUAGUUGAUUUCCACAGUUUCUGACAUUGUUGUGAUUUUUAAAUUGCCAACAGAAUUAAGUGCCACCUUUUUUCGCUUUUGUUGCCAUAGUAUUCAUUGCUCAGGGUUCCUAUAAUUACUUUAAUUACACUUUUGUGUUGGACAUGUGUAAAAUAUUGCCAUAUAGAUAUGUAUAAGCCUUUGGUAUUGAGAAAUUAUGAAAUAUAAUUGCUUUGAGAAAAGCAUAAUAAUAUAUAAAAAUCUGAUAGUAGCUAUGAAAAGAAAUUAAAAGAAAAGAAAUUUAACUCUUCUUGCAUGUGUCUAUUGAGAAAACUCAUCAAAAGCUCCAAAUUCAUAAAAUAAAGACAACUCGUCAUCUAGUA
Molecule: messenger RNA, 2084 nt
Organism: Nematostella vectensis (starlet sea anemone)
Lineage: Eukaryota; Metazoa; Cnidaria; Anthozoa; Actiniaria; Edwardsiidae
Exons: 4
Coding region: 281-1258 (325 amino acids)
Source: RefSeq, a predicted model, not a curated record